AUGCGCAAACUCUUUGGGCCGCAAACGAAAGACCGACUCCGGUUCGAAUUUGCCGCUCUCCCAACUCCGCCCCCUACGGAUUUGGAUGUACCGGAAGAAGACGUACAGUUCAAAUCACAGCGCAGACGUCCUCGUCGAAGAGCAACACUUCCAAGCCUUGUGUUAUCAACCGAAGAGGGGCGAGAGUUAGCGUCCAGGAUCGCGCAAGAAGGCUCGAGGGACGGAGAUGUCUCAUCGUCGUUGAUGGACAGAAAAAGCAUAGUAGAGCGUCCUUUGCAGACCACUACAGCCCAGCUCAAACGCCGCUCACGGAGUGCGUAUGCUCUUAGGGAAUCGGCUAGGGCACAUCGCAUGUCACCGAUCCAGUGGCGCCGGCGGAGCGAUGAGAUGAAGCUUUGGAGAGCUAGUUUUGGCAAAAAGGUUGAGCCUGACCCCGUUCUGGAUAGACCUGAAUCUCCAAUCACGACUGCAGAGGAAGAAAAUGAUCCUACGGAAAUUCGAGUUGAGAGCCUCGCGCCGAACGGUGAGCUGGGCCAGUUUGAUUUUGGGAAUUUAAUGUCGAAUAUGCAAGAGGACAACGAUGUCAACCUCACACAACGCGUGUCCACCCUCGAAGUGAAAUUGAUGGAUUUGGAAUUCGCGAUUGCAAAAAUGCAAGGAUCCAAUAUAUCUCCUAUUACGCCAUCCCCGAUACCACCACCAAAACCAAUGAAUAGUGCACAGAAUGCCGAUUCAGAACACCUUACUCCUCAGUUACCACAUCCCCUGCGCUCGUCACCUUACCAAGACACCGCACCCCCGCGAACAUCCCCCACAACCACAGACAGGCCUAUCAGCACGGCGACUCUACGUCCACAUACAGCCGCAGCCCAUUCGUCCCCGCCAAUCAGUCCAUACCCAUUCACCUCACCGGGGAUUUCUGUUGAGCAAUACAGCGCUCUCACAACCCUAGUCCGCAGAGAGCAAAGCGCCCGAAAACACCUUGAAAAGCAAGUUCUCCAACUCCAGCAAGAAGUGCAACAACUACGGGCCAGCUCUAGGUCUGGACAGGAUAGUUUCUUGCGGGCAUCAAGUCCGGAUUCUCGAUCUACUGCAUCGUCUCAGCGCGGCAAACAUGAUCGUAUGGAUUCGGGGAUGUGGAGACAGACCAGUGAGAGCAGCUACGGCCGAAGUAGCAAUGCAUCACCGGAGAGCUAUGCCAUGAAGUCGGAAAGUUCGUCUCACCGCAUGAAUCCGUUUGAUAAAAUAAUGGGGAGAGGCUAG
Messenger RNA from Uncinocarpus reesii 1704, 1263 nucleotides. RefSeq lists its product as uncharacterized. The record is from RefSeq and is a predicted model, not a curated record. The coding region runs from base 1 to 1263 and encodes 420 amino acids. The transcript has 2 exons. NCBI's taxonomy places the organism in Eukaryota, Fungi, Ascomycota, Eurotiomycetes, Onygenales, Onygenaceae.